Messenger RNA from Hypanus sabinus (Atlantic stingray), 3734 nucleotides. RefSeq names its product deleted in malignant brain tumors 1 protein-like. Bases 1 to 3219 code for a protein of 1072 amino acids. Gene Ontology annotation, cellular component: membrane. The transcript has 16 exons. Lineage: Eukaryota; Metazoa; Chordata; Chondrichthyes; Myliobatiformes; Dasyatidae. The record is from RefSeq and is a predicted model, not a curated record.
AUGGUACGACAGCGCAGGGGGCCGAGCUCGUUGUCCUCCUCCGUACAUGCGUGCAGGUCACGGAAAAAUUCUGCUACUAUAUAUACCGAUUCCAGGUACACUUUUGGAGUGGUGCAUGAUUUCGGUCAACGACGGAAGAACCGCGGGUUUAUAACAUGCGGGGUGGAGGAAACACAUCAAGCACUACCGACUGGUACGCGACCUGUUGUCAGCGAUCCUCCUUCCCCGCCGUUUUGCGGUGGUCAAAUGUGCGGCCCAUUCGGGGGGCACCGACGCCGUAAUCCUCGAAAGAGAUGCGCUACGCCUAGUAACCAAGCCACACGUAAAGGCGAAAAAUUGGACGUGUUUGUCAAAGGGUGUUUCGGGCAGCACGCCAUUUGGAGCACAUUAUACGUGGUGGGAGCUUUUCCGCACUACCAGCCUUGCUACGACAACCGUCGGAAGCAGCAAAUGAAAAAGAAAAUCAUAUAUAUAGUGGAUUUAAAGAGCCGGCCGGUGGAUAGUCAGACGGAGCCGUCAGAAAGCAUGUAUAUAAGGUUGGCGAAUGGGGGAAGUCGAUGUGCCGGAAGAGUGGAGAUUCGACACAGGGGAAGCUGGGGGACUGUGGAUGAAGAUGAUUGGGAUAUGCCCGAUGCAACAGUGGUGUGUCGUGAGCUGGGCUGCGGCGCUGCGCUGAACGCCCUGACAGGUGCGAAGUUUGGGGAAGGAUCCGGAGCAGUUUGGACAACUAAUGUUAAGUGCGACGGGAAUGAGUCCGCUUUUAAGGAUUGUACAUCACGUCCAUGGGGAGACACUGGAUAUUCCCACAAAUGGGAUGUCGGUGUUAUCUGCAAAGAUCACAGAGCUGUAAAAUUGGAGGCCGGAACUGACGCAUGCUCUGGAAGACUGGAGGUGCAGUUUGGUGAAACCUGGAGCACGGUGUGUGACCUGCACUGGGACUGGAAUAAUAGCAACGUGGUGUGCAAUCAGCUUCAAUGCGGGGUUGCUGUUUCCGUGCUGGGCGGUGCGUAUUUUGGAGAAGGAACAGGGCCAAUAUUGAAAAAUGAUCUACAAUGUAAAGGUAAUGAGUCGAGCCUAAGCGACUGCUCAGUUGGUUCAAGGACUUAUGAUUGCAGCCACAGGAAUGACGUCAGUCUGAAAUGUUCCGGGAAAAAUGGACCGAGGUUGGUUGGUGGGGAGAACAGAUGCUUUGGCCGUGUGGAGGUCCUACACGGCGACCAGUGGGGUACAAUUUGUGAUGAAUAUUUCAGCCUGGAAGACGCAGCCGUUGUUUGUGAACAGCUACAUUGCGGUGCAGUAAAUGAUACUCCUAUAGGUGCUCACUUUGGCAAAGGAAACGGGCCGAUGUGGAAGGAUAACUACCGCUGUCUGGGAAACGAGUCCCGAUUAGCUGAGUGUCCGGUUUCAGCUUUGGGUCAGAAUAGCUGUUCGCAAGGAAAUGACGCAGGUCUCCGCUGCACUGAUGAAGUAUUGUCUGCGAGAUUAACCGAUGGGUUAAGCCGAUGCAAUGGUCGAGUGGAGGUUUAUGACGGCCGUACCUGGAAAAUAAUGCAGGAUAAAGUAUGGAACAUCAAUGACGCAAAUGUUGUCUGCAGACAACUGCGUUGUGGCAACGCUACAUUCGCCUACAACUCUUCCAAGCUCCGAGACAGCGUAUGGCCAGUAAAGGCGAUGGACGUUCAAUGUGAAGGAAGCGAGUCGCACCUCCGUGACUGCAGAAUGUUGAUAAUGAAUCGGUCGUCUUCUGACAUCACCGGCGUUGGUGUUCUGUGCUCAGGCCAUUUGCAAAUUCGACUGUCCGGAAGUGAAGAUCCAUGUGCAGGACGACUUGAGUUUUAUUACAAUGGUUCUUGGGGCACGGUUUGUGAUGAUUCCUGGGAUCUGGAUGACGCUAAUGUGGUCUGCAGGCAACUAGGUUGCGGAUUCGCUUUGGAGGAUAAAACACGAGGUUAUUGCGGAGAAAGUGCUGCCCCAGUUUGGUUGGAUGAACUAAGAUGUUCGGGGAACGAGUCAUAUCUGUGGGACUGUCCCUCAGAACCGUGGGGCAAAACUGAUUGCAGUCAUAAAGAAGAUGUGUCAGUUAUAUGUUCUGAGUAUAAGCAAAUGCGCCUAGAGGGCGGCAACAAUCCAUGUGAGGGGAGAGUGGAGGUCUGGUACAAUAGGACCUGGGGAACAGUCUGCUCCACGAAAUUUGAUGCCAAGUCUGCGGAAGUGAUCUGUAAACAAAUGAAAUGUGGCCCUGUGAAAUCUAUUUAUCUUGGCUCCUAUCAAUAUAAGAAAGGACUUGGGCCAAUAUGGUUAGAUGGGAUCGAAUGUACUACGCACGAGUCGGUCCUUUGGCAGUGUCAUUCACAACCAUGGGGAAAGCACAAAUGCAACCAUUAUGAUGAUGCAGGUGUUGCAUGUCAAGAAGCAAGUAUUUCUUCAAGAAAAAAUGAUAAGGUCUGCGAACAAGUGAAUGAUUCGCUGAUUGGCCCUUUAACAGGUCUGUCAUUGCGUCUUUUCGCUGGCAGAAAUAGCUGCGAAGGCCGAUUGGAGGUGCGGUUCAACAACACCUGGGGCACGGUGUGCGAUGACUCCUGGGAUCUGGCCGAUGCCCAAGUAGUCUGCAGACAGCUGGGCUGUGGUCUUGCUCGUUGGGCUCCAGACAUACCUGCAAUUACCCAGGGAGACGGUGAUAUUUGGCUGGAUGAAGUAAAAUGUUCGGGAAAUGAAUCUUCUUUGUCUAGCUGUCAUUCCUCCACUCCCGGCCAUCACGAUUGUGAUCACAAGGAAGAUGUCAUCGUUGCUUGUUCUGAUUCCAGAGUGACUACCAAUAACAGUAGUAUCCCAGGAUUUGGAAACGGGACCCCCUCCAUUAUGGCUAUUGUCUGCAUAACCCUUGGGAUCAUCGUCAUCGCUGAGUUCUUCGUUCUUUUAACGGUAGUACGGAGAGGGUCAACAAGAAGCGAUCCACUAGUGGGUGGCAGUGACUCACCUUUUGGCUUUUAUCAAGCUAUUUAUGAAGAGAUUGAAAACAUUUCAGAGGGGAAGAGCUUCACUAAAGCACAAGAUUCAGUCUCUGGAUCCAUUGAUUACAUCCAUCAAGUGGGAUAUUACACUAGCGAUAUUCUUAAUCCGGCGUGUCAGCCAGUGGAAGGUCCUGAAGAAAAUUCUUCCAGUAUUUGCGAACACCGGUUCCAAAAAUACGUCGUGUCUGGGAGGGCGUCCAAUGAGUAGUCGCCAACUCCGAGAAGAUCGAAUACACAUCAGAUCACCUUUCGACAGCAAAGGGCGCAUUCAUCAAAAAGAAAUGCAUUAAAGCUGUAAUUAUUAUUAUUCCAAGGAGGACAUUCAUCGUUAAAUAGUUUUAUCUUUGUCCGUGCGAAACUGUCAUUUUUCCUUUCAAAUUGAAUUAUUCGUUUUUACACUCUCAGAAUCGAGGCAGCAGAUUCAGAUGUGCCCUACAUUCUCAGCUCUAUUGUCAACGGACCACAAUGACAAACUGAACUGCCACACAUGCAGAGUUCCAAGUCUUUCUGCAUUUGAAUGCGUGGACGAUAUAUCCUCAUAAUUUACAUCAUUAACAUGAAGACAGUAGACAAGCUGUUCCUUCGUUUGUUUCCACUGUCUCUAUCCCAUCAACUGUGAUGUGAGGUUUGCGUAUUAUCUUAAAUUUCGAGACCAGUGUACUGUGUUCAAAUAUCAGCGGCACCGAAUGGAACUAACAUUAUUGAGGAGCACAUUUCCGUUUA